UCCGAGUCAAAACUGAUCGCCUGCUCUUCACCCUGGGAGAGAGGGGCCUGAUUCUGCGGAGCCAUGAGCGCGGCGGCAGGGAGUCUGCUCCUGCUCCUCUUCCUAGCGGGACCAGUGCGGGGAGAAGUGGUCCGAGAUUUUGACAAGUGCAGUUGGUUCUUCCAGGGCCAGAUCCCACCGCACCUACCCGAGACUGCACACCAGGUCAACAUCUGCCAGAGAUUCAAGGACCACUACCACUUUGCGACCCUGUACGACACCGAGCUGCGGAUCCCGGUCUACUCCGCUUACAGGUACCCCUGCAGCAUGGGCGAGAGUGAAGGUUACAGACCCAGACUCUGGUUUUACGAACCCCAGAUCGAGGAUUCUGCUAAUACAGAGGAGAUGAAGAGCUGCAAUGUGUCUUCCAGUGAAUUGCAGGCAGUUGACUCAGACUACCAGGAUGAGAGUUAUGAGCGAGGCCAUCUCUACCCAUUCGCACUGAAUCACAACGAGACCGCCACAAGUACCUGCACCCUCACCAAUGCAGUGCCCAAGAGUCACGAGGCCAAUGUCAGGUGGUCCAGAGAGGUGGAAUUGGUGGCCCAGAAGCUGGCACAGACAUGCCACAAGUCCAAUAGGUCGAUGUACUUGGUGACGGGGGCUGACAACCCUUUGGAAAAUAAAAUCAAAAACAGGGUCUCGGUGCCUGGGCUAGUCUGGACAGCUCUUUGCUGCACCUUCCCACAGGACAAGAAUAAUGAUACCUGUCUAAAGGAAGACAUGAUACCAGAGAGAGAGGAUAUAGCAACGUACGAUAAGGAUUUUUCUAUAGCAUUCAUGAAACAAAUGGAACCAGAAACAAAGGCAGAACACCUAACAGUGAGAGAGUUAGAGAACAGACUGCGUGCAGUCAAAAUCUUUGACAGCUGCAGAGGAAUGAGCCAAGAUGAUGAGGCAGAGACCUUCGAAGAGGUUGAAGAGCUGAUACACAAAUUAGUAAUUAGUGCAGAUGAUCAGGACACAGUGGAAGAGAAUUCUCCCCCAGUACCUGCAGAACAAGGCCCAGCAGUCGAUGGCGAUGAUUUGGCACCAGAACAAACUGACACACCAUUGGAACCAGCCAGUGAAGCAGUUGAUGAGGGCAUUUGCCAGUCCACCAUUGCCAGUGCCUUGGCUCCAAUUGGAAGGAUGAUCACCUUGGUCACCAAUGGGGCAUCAGCCUUUGCCCGACUCAUCACAACUGUUGUCAACAUUGUCCGGAUUUUGGCUGUAACAAUUUUAAGAGUUCCCUUCAGGAUUAUCUAUGACUGUGCCAACUGCCUAACCAUCAUGGUCAAGUACCUAAUUGUCAUGUUGGCCACAGUUCCCCAAGAUCUCUUGGGUAUUGUGGCCAGCGUUAUAUUGGACACAGCCAGUGCCAUCUCAUGGUCUGCCAGAUUGAUCAAGUAUCUUGUCAGAAUUCUGUAACUCUUUGCUUUUUGAAGGGUUAGAUUUCCAUACAAUACCAAAUGAAGAUAAUAUGUGUCAAUCAAUCCCAAUCUCUAGGAGCCACCAUUUACCACCUGCUUAGGACUCUGCUCCCAACCAUUAAACAGUAUUCUCCACAAACCCCUUCUAAUAUCUCAGUAAGCUUGUCCCCAACCACUUCUGAAGUCCCAGUGAAUUCUGUCCUGGCCAAUAUUUAUCCCUUAACCAACAUCACUAAACCAGAUUAAUCUGGUCAAUAUCUGGUCUGCUUAUUUGUGGGUUCUUGCUGUGCACAAAUUGACUGCAGCAUUACGUAUAUUGCAACAGUGACUACACCUCUUCAGUACAUAAUUAACUGCAAAAUGCUUUGGGGCAUCCUAUAAAAGAUGCUAUAUCUUUUCAGCAUUUAGGAUGCAAACUCCCCUAGUAUCGGUGUAGAGAUUAUGGGAUAUCAAUAAUAGAGUUGAACAAGAGAGGUUCUCUAAAGACAAUAUUGCCUUUGUGGUCUCCAUCACUCAGAAGGACCAGGGUAGCAGCAUGGCAACACCACCACAUUCAAGUUCCCCUCCAAGUCACACAUCAUCCCCUCUUGGAUAUGCAUCAUGCUGUUCCUUCAUUCUUGCUGAGUUAAUACCCUAGUAGUCUCUCUCUAACAGCACUAUCAGAGCAUCUUGACCACACAGACUGCAGCCGUUCACAAAGAAGGCCCAAGCACCUUCUCAAGGACAGCUAGGGCAAUAAAUGCUGGCCUUGCUAACAAUGCUCAUCACCCAAAAAUCAAUAUUAAUAAGCUUUGGGACAGCGUGUGCACUUCAUUAUCAAACAAACAAGAGCACUGAGGGUGAAGGCUUUGACAGCUUGGGUCAGAAAUGCGAAACACGGUGAUGGAUUUUAACACGUCAGACAUUUGACUGGCCAAGAAGAAACACUUAUGCGCAUGAAGCUUUGUAACUCAAGUUGUUAUCUUUAGAGUCAAGCAUUGUUCUAGCAGCUAUGAUCUAUACAAUGACAAAUACAGGGCAGUGAAUAUAUGGAGCAGACUGCCCAGAUGGAGGAUAGUGUUGGCAAAUUCAACUGGGUGCAGGAUGAAUAGUUGGCAGAGAAGGGGAUUGAGGUAUGUGAGAGUUACAUUUGCGGUUUUUUGGAGUUUGGGACCACAAUGAGCCCUAUCAAUCCUCUAUCUUUCAAUGAUUCUUUGUCCAGUGAGGUCACUCUGUACAUAUUUACGUGGGAAAACAUUUUUUUGGUGACUGUGUUGAGGGUUGUGUUGGUAAAUUCUUCCCUGCUUUACCUUUGUACCCAGUUUCAUCAAAUACUUCCAGACCAAAAGUAGUAGAUAUUUAGAAGAUGUGCUUAAUUUAUGAGCUAUCUGUUUGAUUGUAACUGGCCACAAUGUCUGAACUCAUACAAGAAAUGAAUGCUUGCACCAAUAAAGGAUUUGCAGUA
Molecule: messenger RNA, 2895 nt
Organism: Carcharodon carcharias (great white shark)
Lineage: Eukaryota; Metazoa; Chordata; Chondrichthyes; Lamniformes; Lamnidae
Product: endonuclease domain-containing 1 protein-like
Exons: 2
Coding region: 64-1449 (461 amino acids)
Molecular function (GO): hydrolase activity; metal ion binding; nucleic acid binding
Source: RefSeq, a predicted model, not a curated record